AUGAUCUCAUUUGUUAAGUAACUUAUUCUAGUUAACCUAUGGCUCUAUUUGACCAAUGCAGAUUGGAUUCAGAUUGAUUCUAAUUUCAAUGAUACUUCAAUUGAUGAAAACGAUUGGAAAGUCAAGAAAAGUUGCGAUCAUUGUGGAGACAACUGUGAAUAAGAUUUCUAAUCUGGAUAGUGCGAUAAUUCUGUAAAUUCUUUAGAUUAUGCCUUAAUUAAAAAGGACAAAGCAAAACUUUAUAAGUCUUAUGAAUAUUAAAGUUUUCAAACUUAAAUAAUCUUUGAUGUAUAUUUUAACCGUGCAGAUAGAGAUAAAUUUUCAAGUUUAAGUGUUGAUUAUCAUGAAGACUCUUCAUCCACAACAAAUACGCUAUUUGAAAAAAAUUAUAAAGAAGCUGAUCUGACAUAAAAAUCAAACAGAAUUUGCACUGGAGGUUCAGAUACUGAAUUUGAUUAAUAUACUGUAGUAAGUAGUAUCUUAGAUAACAAUGCAGAGAAGUUUUGGAUUACAUUCUGCUUAGAUCCAGAGAAAGAUGAUGUAACAGUGUUUAUCAGAAAUUUACUCAUUUACGUAAAUACAUGUUAUCCAACUUGUAAAACUUGUAAUGGUGCAGCAAAAAAUUAGUGCCAGUCUUGUUAUUAUAACUCUGUAUCAUCUGGGUAAUGUUCAUGCCCAUCAGAUAAUUAAUUCGCCCAAACUACUGUUGGGUGUAGAUAAGAAUGUGAUCGAGAUUAUUUCAUAGCUUAAUCUGAUAAUAUUUGUGUGCCUGAUAGAAGAAUUAAAUCAAACGUUAAAUAUUUUGACUCUAAUUCAAUUUCCUCCUCUGUCUAUCCAAGAUACACACCAUUUGUAUUUAUUCCCGAUCUCUUAAAAUACUCAAAUACUGGACUUAUUUAUGAUGAUUGUGAUAGUAAAGAUUUUGUCGGUGAAAUUAAAUUUUGUGAGGGAAUGUUUUUAAGAAUAUAGAACAUAAAUGCUCUAAAGUUUAUCAGAUUAAGAAUAACACUUUAUCUUUUUAGUCUCUAAACGGACAGUAAAAUAGAAAUUUACUUAGAUGAUAUACUUUAAAGUUAAAUCAUAGCUUAAUCAGGAAGUUUCUAAUUUAAUUCAUGCACUAAAAUAUAUUCUAAAAGUGAUAAUUGCGAUUCUAAACCAUAUUCUUUAGUCAGAAUAGAAGCUAUUCUUAAAUCGUUUACUAACUCGCCAAUAUUAACUCUGUAAGGAAAAUUAUAAUAGAAUACAGAAUCUUGGGGAUUUAAUAAUGUAACCAUCGAUACAGGAUUAUGUUAAGAGAAUUGUAAAAUAUGUUCUAAUUUUAACGAUUGUUCACAAUGUGAAACUGGUUAUAUAUUAUACUAGAAUGGUUGUAUCUCCCAAUGUCCAGUUCAUUCCUCGAAUUGUGUCGACUACGCUGAUAUGAUACCUUAUUCCAGAUAUUUAGCAAAAGGAUUCUAUGAUAUGAAUAUGACAAGUUAACAAGUUUCAACUUUCUUUGAUUCAGUUACUAAUCCAACUACAAAUUUUAAAACAGGCUAAAAAUUUUCAUUUUUUCCCAAAAAGUUUGUUCUAGGAGGUGUCAUGGUUUGGAAUAAUGCCAAGUAUAUUAAAUCUUGGACAAUCUCUAAACCUCACUAUGCUGUUACCAUAAGAUUUAAUUUAACAUAUGGAGAUGAAUAUUCUGGUAAUUUUUAUUACUAAAUUGGAACUGAUUUGAGUACUGCCUAUGCUAUCCCACCUUCUGGAGGUUAAAAUGUUGUAGGUAGAAAUAAAUAAGAAAGAACCAGACAUUUCAAUAUUCUUAAAACCCCAUUCAAAACAUCGCCUUUGAAUAUUGAAUUCUAAUGUACAGGUGGUGAUUCAGAUAUCCGAUAAUAGUUUUGUGCUAUUUCAGAGUAUUUUAUUGUUGUGCAUUAUUGUCCUCCAUUUUGUGCUGAUUGUUCAAGUGAUACGGUUUGCAUAACAUGGGAAUCUGGCAAAACUAGUUCAUUAUGUGCUUCAAAUUAAUUUCAAACAUUUAAUUCAGCAACAGAAACAUAUACUUGCAACACCUGCACUUAGAUUGGUUGUCUUACAUGUAAUAACUUGGAUGAAUGUACAUCCUGCUAAUCAACUCAAUUUUCAUUAUAAAAUGGAGUUUGUUAAUGUUUUUCAUUCUAUUACCUUUCAGGGAGUACGUGUUUAAAAUGUAAUAAAUUUUGUGAAAAUUGCAAUGGUUCUAAUAAAAAUAAUUGCCUGUCAUGUGUUACUGAUUAUUAUAGAGCAAUCUUAUUUAAUACAUGUGUUUGUCAAAUAGGAUAUUACGAUGAUGGUGUUAAUUUACCUUGUUUGCCUAUAUGUGGAGAUACUCUAGUUGUUAAUGGAGAAGAUUGUGAUGAUGGCAAUAACAAUCCUUUUGAUGGUUGUCAUAAUUGCAAAUUUACAUGUGAUGAACCAUGUGCAAAUUGUGUAUCAGGAAAAUGUCUAAUAUGUUAAGAUGGAUAUAAGUUACUUUCAAAUAAAUGUGCUCCAAUAUGUGGUGAUAGUAUUGUUGCUAAGUUUGAAUAAUGCGAAGACAAUAACUUAACUCCAUAUGAUGGAUGUUUUAAAUGUAAAUUUUCAUGUUCUUCAAACUGUAUUGAUUGCUAUUUUGGGACCUGUCUCGAAUGUGAUGAAACUAAUGGUUGGUAUUUACAAAAUGAUAAAACAUGUGCAACAGAAUGUGGUGACUCCGUUAAAGUACCUUUAGUUGAGUACUGCGAUGAUGCUAAUUCAGAACCAAUGGAUGGGUGCGAUCAAUGCGUAUAUUCUUGUAAUAAGAAUUGUGUGGAAUGUAUUAAAGGAACUUGUGUGAUUUGCGAAGAUGGAUACACAAUAGAAAGACGAACAAAUACUUGUAUUGUUGAUCAUAUUUGUGGUGAUAAUCAAAUUACUAAGCCUAUGGAAACUUGUGAUGAUUAGAAUAAUUUAAGAUUUGAUGGUUGUUAUAAAUGUUAAUUCAGUUGUUAAGAUUCUUGUACAAAUUGUUAAAAUUAUGGUUGUUUAGAAUGCAAUACAGAAGGAUGGGAAUACAAUGAUAUUCUAUUGAAAUGUGAGCCUAUUUGUGGAGAUGGCAUUAUACUUAUUAAUUACGAAGAAUGUGAUGAUUUGAUUAGUGUGAAUUGUUAAAGUUGUAGAUUCUAAUGUUAAGACACUUGCGAACUUUGCUAUAAAGGCUUAUGUCAUAAAUGCAAAAAAGGAUGGCAAUUGGAUAAAUUUUAUAACAGUUGUUAUCCAAUAUCUGGAGAUUCAUUAAUUGUUGGUUCUGAAGAAUGCGAUGACUUUAAUAGAAAUCCUUAUGAUGGUUGCUAUCAGUCAUAAUAUCAAUGUUAAAUGGCUUGCAUUAAAUGUGAACUUGGGAAGUGUAAAUAAUGUCAAAAUGGAUAUUUUAAUUUUAAUAAUCUCUGCUAUGAGAUUAUUGGCGAUGGACUAGUUGUUGGUAAAGAACAAUGUGAUGAUGUCAAUCUAUCAGCAUUAGAUGGCUGUUUUUAAACUAAAUUUGAUUGUCCUUAAAAUUGCUCUGCUUGUGUUAAAGGAGAAUGUUUGGAUUGCAAUAAGAGUUCUGGACAUUAAGUAGAUAUACUUAGAAAUAUUUGCAUUUCCAAAUGUGGAGAUAAAAUUAAAUCAAUAGAUGAAGAUUGUGAUGAUGGAAACGAUAUUGCUUAUGAUGGAUGUUUUAAUUGUUAAUUUUAAUGUGACUUAUAUUGCUAUCUUUGUUUUGAAGGUUAAUGCAAAUAAUGUUAAGUUGGAUAUUACCUGAACAAAAAGAAAAAUCAUUGUUUUAGCAUUUGUGGAGAUGGCAUUUCUACUCAUGAUGAAGAAUGUGAUGAUGGUAAUAAUAUUUUAAAUGAUGGAUGUUCUGAUUGUAAAUCUUAAUGUCAUUAACAAUGUACUACAUGUAUAGAUAAUCACUGUUAUGAGUGCAAAGGAAUAGGUUGGGAAUUAAACUUAACAACAAGAUAAUGUUAACCUGUCUGUGGAGAUGGUGUUGUUAUUGGCGAUGAAUAAUGUGAUGAUGGCAAUGAUUUAGGUGAAGAUGGAUGUUUUGAAUGUUAUUAUUAAUGUUAAAAUCAGUGUACUAAAUGUUUAAAAGGCUUUUGUGAAGAAUGUGAUACAAUGGGUUGGUAUUUAGAAUGGAAUUAAUGUUUUCCUUAUUGUGGAGAUAAAUUAGUCGUUGGAAAUGAAGAAUGCGAUGAUGGCAAUAUAAUCCCCUAUGAUGGUUGCUAUCAAUGCAAGUAUCAAUGUUAGGAAUAAUGCACUGAUUGUCAAAAAGGUGUUUGCUAUAAAUGCGAAGUAAAAGGUUGGACCUUAUUGAAUAAUCUUUGUAACCCUCUCUGUGGAGAUGGAUAUGUUGUUUAAGGGUAUGAAUAAUGUGAUGAUGGGAAUAAUUUAUAAUAUGAUGGAUGCUAUGAAUGUUUCUAUCAAUGCGAAGAAAUUUGUACUUUUUGUGACCGAGGAAUAUGUUAUGAAUGCAAUAAACUAGGUUGGGUUGUAGAAAAUCAUCAUUGUUUACCAUAUUGUGGAGAUGGAUUGGUAAUAGGAUAUGAAAAGUGUGAUGACAUGAAUGAUGAUUUCAAUGAUGGAUGUCACCUUUGUUAAUUUGCUUGUGACCAAUUUUGUAUUGAUUGUUAAGAAGGAGUAUGUUAGUAAUGUGAACCUGGGAGAAAUCUAGAUAAGAAUACUUGUUAGACUAAAUGUGGAGAUGGCUAUUUUGUGAAAUUAGCAGAGUAAUGUGAUGAUGGGAAUAAUGAUGAUGGAGAUGGUUGCAAUAGACAUUGUGUAAUUGAAACCAAUUUUAUUUGUCUCAAUACUGAAGGCAGCUUUUCUAAUUGUUUCUACUCUAAAAUACCAGAAUUUAAGUUAAAUCUAAUAACAAAAGUACCUGAAGAUUAUGAAGAAGUGGAUUUAGUAUUUGAUUAGAAGAUGAAAUUUAAUGAAAACCUUGUAGGUGAUGUGACUAACAAUAUAGAGACUGAAAUUAUAAAUCUUAGAACUAGUGACUAUUUUGUAACUCAGUCUAUUUAAAAAUCAAGUGAUGAAAUUAGCGAAAUUGUCAUUAGAUUUAUGAUUAAUUUUUAUGUUCCUAUCGAUGAACCUGUCUUUAAAGUGAAAUUUUUAAAUAAUCCUAUCAUAUCAGAGUUUAACUUGACAUUAGAAGAGGAUUAAAAAUCUCUCUAAUUGUUAACACCAAUGGUUUUAACUGCAGAUUAAAAGGCCAUUGCUGAAAGUGCUACUGUCUUUAAUGAGGCAAUCAUUUAUUCAUUAGCAGGCAUCUCAUCAAUUUGCUUAUUAACAGGCUCUACUGAAAUCUUUUGGAAUUUAAUGGACCAAUUACAAUACUUGUCCUAUAUCAAGUACGUGAAUAUACAAUUUCCAAAUAAUUUAAAUAUAUACUUCGACAUUUUCAACUUAGUAACAAUCUCUCCGCUAAUGAAAACUUUAGGGAUUGAUUCAAUAUUUAAUUCUCUUGACGGUGAAGCCACAUAUUUUGUUAAAACUUAAUCCAAAUUUGAGAAGGAUGAAAUCAAUGCCUAUUUUUUUAUAAAUUUCUAGAGUUUUCUAUUUUGCUUUAUCACAGCUUAUUCUGGGUAUUUACUUACUUAUUAUUCUCAUUGUGCCCUUUAUCGUUUGGGCCCAUACUAUAUUUCCAAAGUAACCUUUGGUAUGGGAAAAAAGAUUCUAGAAUUUAGAAAGACCUUGAAAAAAAAAGCCAAAGAAUUUUAUUAUAAUGGAAUUUUGAGAAUUUUUAUGUCAAAUGCUUAUGACGUAUGCUUUGCAACAACUAUUUAAUUAAACUAUUUUUAAAAAGAAGAUCCUAUUUUAAUAUUUAAUUCUUAUCUCUCACUAUUUGUAUACUUAUCUUAUUUAGGCAUUUCAAUUUACUCUUUAAGUAUCAUGCAUCACUUUAAUGAUUCAACUAGCAUAAAAAAGAAAAUUUAAUAUGAUGCACUUUUUGAUGGAAUCCAAGAAAAUAAAUCAUAUUGGAUUACUCAAUAUAAUUCUAUCUUAUUGAUUAAAAAGUAGAUUUUCAUAUCUAUUAUUGUUUUUAUGUAAAAUGAAGGCUAACUAUAAACUGUUUGUGUAGCAAUCAAUUAAUCAUUCUUUUUGGGCUAUAUGAUUCUGAAUAAACCCUUAUCGAAUAGCUUCGAAUAUUAUAAAAUGGUGUCCACAGAGUCCAUUCUCAUAUUUAAUGUUUUAACCUUUUUGAUAUAUUCCAAUAGAGUUGAAUUGGAAUUAACAUUGUAAUAAUGCAUAAACAUAGGCUGGGUUCAUAUUUUUACAUCUACUAUGAUUUUAGCAAUUUCUCUAAUUUUCGACCUAAUACAACAGAUGAAAUUAUUAAUCCAAAAAUUGAAACCACGCUUUGGUCAUUAAUCUUUACAAGAGACAGGUGCUCCGAUUACUCUUUUUUAUUGA
Messenger RNA from Paramecium tetraurelia, 6435 nucleotides. RefSeq lists its product as uncharacterized. The record is from RefSeq and is a predicted model, not a curated record. The transcript is spliced from 3 exons. Lineage: Eukaryota; Ciliophora; Oligohymenophorea; Peniculida; Parameciidae.